Messenger RNA from Ctenocephalides felis (cat flea), 3347 nucleotides. Its product is annotated as exportin-6-B-like. The record is from RefSeq and is a predicted model, not a curated record. NCBI's taxonomy places the organism in Eukaryota, Metazoa, Arthropoda, Insecta, Siphonaptera, Pulicidae. Bases 132 to 3272 code for a protein of 1046 amino acids. Gene Ontology annotation, biological process: protein export from nucleus. The transcript is spliced from 19 exons. Gene Ontology annotation, molecular function: nuclear export signal receptor activity.
CGUCAUCGAACAUGCGUCAAACGUCAGUGGGAAAACGAUAAAAUGUCAACAAAUUGAGAAACCGGACGUUUGUACUGAUUCUUUUUAAAAAAUAUGAUCAAAAAUAUUUUAACAAUAUUUUUGUAUCUGCAAUGGGUACCAACAACUUGUCCAUUAUUGAAGAGUUGAUAAAUGAGUUUUAUGCAGGAACCACUUCUAACAGUAGAAAACAUGAUAUUGAGGUACAAUUGGAAGCAUUUAAGCAAGAUAGUUCAUCUUGGAAGCUUUGUUUGUGCAAUUUGACACAAAAUAAUCACAUUCAUGUAUGGAUGUUUGGAAUAAAUAUUAUCGAGGAUGUUAUUACAAAAAGGUGGUUCACUUUGGAGAAUAAUGACAGAUUGUUGAUAAAAGACUUCUUAUGGAAAAAUAUUAAAUCAAAGUUAAAUUGUACCACACAAAGAUAUCAAACAAACAAAUUAGCAAAAUUAUUAACUGAUAUUAUAAAGCGUGAAUUUCCCUUAGGAUGGCAAGAGUAUUUUCAAAAAAUUAUGGAUAUGGUCAAAUCCACACACUGCCAUUUAGGAAUAGUUCUAUUCCAUGUUACAUGCGAAGAAAUUAUAACAAGAAAUGACAUCAAUUCAAAUCGAAAACAGCAAUUAGUCACAAGUUUAAAUGGAAAUUUAGAUGAUGUUUUUACAAUAAUUACACAAUUACUUCAAUCAAUUAUGAAUAAAUGGUCAAUUGGAAAUACCCCGCCAUCUUCUCCAAAAGAACAUGUUUUAAAUGAGGCUGUGUUAAGAAAUAUUAUGUCUGUUGAUGACAAUAGUGUUAGAGAACUUUGUUUUGAAUUACUGUGCACGGUGCAACAUUUAUUUUCUUGGGUGGAACUCUCAGAAUAUGUGAGUUCAGAUUUACUAAAUAUUUUGUUUGCAUUAGCCGAUGUCACCUUACAAAAUUCAGAAACAAUUAGUAUUGUUGCACUGUCUGCUAUUACAGAAAUUCUGUAUAGAAAAUGUGCAUUUGCAGGAUUAUCAACACUUCUAUGUGGUCAAAUAAUGAGACUGAUAUGCCGAAUAAAUUAUGCAAAUAAACAAACCAAUAACUGCAUUGGUUUAACAGAUAGUUACUUAGAAAAGACUACAGAACUGAUUAAAACGUUUGUGAUUCAACAUUUUAGUAGAUUAUUAUCAGAACCAACUUUUGAUUCUCUUCAAUUUAUGUCAUUAUUAUUUCAUUACACCUUUGUUGUAAAUAAACAAAGUGUAGAUUGUUAUAUGGGCUGUUUGGAAGUAUGGUGCAUUUUAUUGGAUUUCAAUAUAAAUACUAGUAUUGAUAGUUUCAAGAAUGCUAUUCUAAGUAUAGCAGCAAGUUGUUUUAAUAAUAUCAUAUUUUCAUCUAGUGGAGAAUUUCUUUCUUCAAUUGAUAAAGAGACUUUAGACGAUGAUCUACAAUCAGACUGGCAACAUUACUUAAAGCAAAGUUUUGAAUUGAUCUCAAAAAUAGCUGAAUUUUAUCCUUAUCAAAUUUUAACUAUGACGAUUGACCCCUGGAAAAAUUUAUUAAACAUUUAUACACAAAUAAAUAGUGCUAUCAAUACGGAAAAGCAAUUAUGUAUACAAGAAUGUGAACUAAAACAUGUUUUAAAUAUUUUACAAGAUCUUUCAACACUAAGCCAGUGUAUAAGUAGAUUAGCUAGUAUUAUUUUAGAAUCUUGCAAUGAUUCCAAUAUUCAACAAUUAGUGCAUUUAAUUAUUGCCAAAACUAUUGAAGCCUGCCAAUAUUCUAAUAAGCAUGAAUUAUAUAAUGUCAAGUGUAAUUCAGCUCAAAUUCACUCAAAUCUUCAACAUGUACAUGGUCAUUUAUUAUUACUUUUAUCAUCCUACACUCCCUGGAUUACGCAAACUCAAAUAUGUGCUCAAGUUGAAUUAACACAAUGCGCAAUCCAACCACUUACAAACAAAUUUUGUGAUAUGAGAAAUGCAAUGCAACAAAAUGUUUCCAGAGAUAUUUUUUUAGAUGAAGCUUGCGCAACGUUACUAUUAAAUAUAAGCAAAAUUUUGAGACCACAAAAUCUGAUAAGUACAGAACUUGUACCACAGUUGUUCAAUAAACCAUUAGAUGAAAAGAUUGUGAUUACAUUACAUCAGUGCAUUAUAAAUAAUUUGGUUUUGCCAUGUCAUGGAGCUGGUAAUCAAAACUGGCCCGAACGAAGUUUGCAAUUAAAUAAUUACACAAGAAAUAUGAGUGUAAAUUUUUUAAGAUUAGCUCAUGAUAACAUAAAUUUAAAGCACGAAGAGAUGUAUGAAAAUGCUAGUAUAGUAUUGAGAGUGCAAGAAGGUGUUUUAAAAAAUUAUGAAGAUAACUCUUCAACUGUUAAAAAUAUGCUUAAAUGUGCUUAUGAGCCUUUAAUGGAACUUGCUCUCAAGUAUAUUGAUCAGCAAGGUUUGUCUGGACCUUUAGGUGAAGCGAUUGUAUCAUUUUUUCUAACUGCUCUGAUGGUUUUGCAACAUCAACUAGGUGCUCAAUUUACUGGAUUAGCUGUAAACGGUUUCAUGAAUGCUGUGAAAAGAGAACAAUUGUCCAAGAUCCAAUUAUAUACUGUUGAUAAAUUACUGCAAAUUUUAAAAUUGGUUGUGCUACUGCCAGGACAUGCAUUUAAGGGCUUUUUACCAAAUAUUAUAAAUUUAGCUAUAGAUAACAUAUUACCCAUGUUAAGUUCUAGUAAUUCUGAUGAAGCACAUGAUGCAAAUCUUUCAUUGCUUUCAUUAUUUGAUGCAAUUUUACAACAUAGGUGGCAAUAUUUUUACAAAUCCCAAAUUUUAAUGGGAAAUUCUCCAGUCCAAGCAGAAGGGAUGGAAGAAUUAAAUAAUGUAAACCAACUCCAAGCUAUGCUUCUGUCUUAUGGACAAUGCUUAUUAAAUGGAGAUUUAACCGUAUUUGGUACUUGUUUGCAAAGUUUAGAAUGCUUAAAUUACAAAUGGAUGAUAUAUCAUAAGCCAUUUUUUAGAAGUUCACUUCUUCCACAUUUCUUAUCGGCUCUUCUACAAUCUCUGUUGAAUGAACAACAUAAUAUUUUGUUUGAUAAUAUUAUAAUAGCAAUUUACAAAAUGGCUGUGGUUGAUUUAAAUGCUUUUUGUAAUACAGCUUUGGCAAUAUUAAUUAAUUCUAAAUAUAAUUUAUCUGAGCAAGAAGCUACCACAAUACUGAUGCAGUUUCAAGUAACAGCUGAUGAACCAACAUUCACACAAAAUUUGGCAAAAUUAAUGAAAGAUUUAAAAUGCCCCCAGUAUUAAUGGACUUUUUUAAAUAUUUUAUCUUUUAAACUCACAUUUCAAAAAUUCUUAUAUAAAUAUAUAUGUAAAUCGAAC